AUGAUUCCCACAAAGCAUUGGACAAGGCGUUUCAAACCAGCAGCUCUCAUAUUUCUACUGAUUGUUCUUUUGUUCAAUGCCCAGCCCGUGCAAGCAAAGAUCCCCACAUCUCAACGUUUCGAUCUAUCAAAGCCUUCAUACGACCUCUUCCGCAGCAAGUCCCUCCAUGACGUGACAAUACAGCAAGGCUUCGCCUUCGACAAUACCAAUCGCCGACUCUUCGUCAGCCAACGACGUGACGGUUCCUCCGACACCGCGGGCGAUCUAUGCAUCACCCAACUUGACUUCGACGGCAAAUAUGUGGGACACAUGCAUUUGAAGAAUUUCGGUCACGGCGUCUCCUUUGGCGCUCAAGCCGUCGGCUCAUCAUCCUACUUAUGGACGGAAGUGGAGGCCAAUUCGAAUGGAUAUGGCAAGAAACUUGCUCGGUUCAAGUUUGUUAGCGGAACUACGCUAUCGUCAUCCUCGUCAUCGCUUAAGAAAUUCGCCCCCGUCGCCGGUGCUACGGAACAUACCUGCUCCAUUGAUCCAGUGAAUAACCGUCUUAUUGUUCGCGCCAACCUCAGUGACGCUUCCAAGUUGAAGACAGCGUCGGAUACAUUCCAGGGGUAUGCGGCAUAUGGCCAGUAUAUCUAUCUCUUAUACGGAAACUCGUAUGAUGUCACCGGCGGGAAGGUCAAUUCAGAUGUUACUACUGUCGAUAUGAAUACUGGGGCUGUCGUUCAGGGUCCUCUCAUUACCAAGGCGGGAUCAACACUGUCGUUCCGUGAACCUGAAGGGUUGGCUAUCUAUAAGACUGCAGGUGGGGAAGUUCGUCUUUUCUUGGGUUUUGCCUCGGGUGAAGGUGGUGAUCGGCGGUCGAAUUUAUUCUACAAGAAUGCUUUGGUUUAG
This is a messenger RNA of Penicillium griseofulvum, 891 nucleotides long. Its product is annotated as putative FacC-like extracellular signaling protein. The record is from RefSeq and is a predicted model, not a curated record. Lineage: Eukaryota; Fungi; Ascomycota; Eurotiomycetes; Eurotiales; Aspergillaceae. The transcript has 2 exons. The coding region runs from base 1 to 891 and encodes 296 amino acids.